Messenger RNA from Exophiala spinifera, 2019 nucleotides. RefSeq lists its product as uncharacterized. Gene Ontology annotation, molecular function: protein binding. The coding region runs from base 1 to 2019 and encodes 672 amino acids. Lineage: Eukaryota; Fungi; Ascomycota; Eurotiomycetes; Chaetothyriales; Herpotrichiellaceae. The transcript has a single exon. The record is from RefSeq and is a predicted model, not a curated record.
AUGCCCAAAAAGAAGGGCAAGUCGGCAGAGCAAAAGGCUCAGAAGCUGGCAAAGCAAUCAAAGAAGGCUGCAAAAGGCGAAAAGAAAAUUAAAGCGAAGACAGCGGCUCUCAACGCUGACUCAGACGCCGACGAUGAUGUUGACCUCGACGCAGUCCUCGCCGCCUAUGCUGAAGAGCAGGCCAAGUUUCUCAAAAUCACAGAGAUCCAAUGCUCUCCACCAGGACCGAGAUCGUCAAGUACAUUGACUGCGUCGCCGUCCAAUCGUAACGAACUGUUCCUGUUUGGUGGAGAGUAUCAUGAUGGCACAGUAGCUUCCUUCUACAACGACCUCUUUGUCUACUUGAUCGACAGAGGUGAGUGGCAUCAGGUGAGCUCAGGUAACAGUCCUCUUCCUCGCAGUGGGCAUGCGGCAUGCCGAGGAGGAAACACGGGAGGUAUCUACAUAUCGGGUGGCGAGUUUUCCUCACCGAAACAGAACCAGUUUUACCAUUACCACGACUUCUGGCACUUGGACACCGACACUAGGGAGUGGACCAAAAUAGAGCCGAAAGGGAAGAACAAGAGUCCUCCAGCGCGGAGUGGCCACAGAAUGACCUACUUCAAAAACUAUGUGGUGCUUUUUGGCGGCUUCCAAGACACUUCUCAACAGACUAAAUAUCUCAAUGACACCUGGAUCUACGACUGCAAGGAGAACGUUUGGCAUGAACUGAAACUGCCUCCAGCAGCCCAGAAGCCCGACGCGAGGUCUUCCUUCACUUUUCUGCCUCACGAGUCUGGCGCUGUCCUUUACGGAGGCUACUCGCGAGUCAAAGUGGCCGCUACCAGUGGCAAGCAAGGAAAGGGAGUCGGCCAACUUGUCAGAAAUGUUCUCAAGCCAGUCGUCCAUCAAGACACAUGGUUCCUCAGAAUUACACCCCCUCCUUCGGAUGCUCCCAGUGGCACCACUCCUACAUUGCGUUGGGAGCGUCGGAAACGACCCGCGAACGCACCUAAUCCUCCUCGGGCUGGAGCCACAAUGGCUUUCCAUAAAGGACGUGGUGUGCUAUUAGGGGGUGUCCAUGAUGUCGAGGAAAGUGAAGAGGGCAUUGACAGCGAAUUCUUCAAUGAAAUGUUCAUCUGGAAUAUUGACCGCAAUCGCUUUUUCCCGCUUACGCUCAGACGACCGAAAGUUGGGGCAAAAAAACAGACACAGGCGGCUCGAGCUCGGGACAGGGGCAAAGCCGAUGAAGAGGAACUCUUACGAAACCUUGCAGCCCUCGAAAGUAAAGGGACGAUCGCGGCGAUGGAUGACCUGAACCUCAACCCGACUGAAGAUGCCAGAGAGGAAUCACCUCCCAACAAAAAGGAGUAUCCUGUACGCUUCGAAAUGCCACAUCCUCGCUUCAACGCACAAUUGACUGUCCAGGAUGAUGUUCUAUACAUUUUUGGAGGCACCUUUGAGAAGAAAGACGUCGAGAUCACAUUUUCUGACCUCUAUGCCGUCGAUCUGGGUAAACUUGACGGAGUGAAGGAACUGUACUACGUCGAACCAACCAAUUGGAACGUCACAACCCAAGACAGUGACGAGGAAAUGGAUGAGGAUGGAGAGGAAGAUGACGAUUCAGACAUGGACACAGAUGAAGACGACACCAUGUCGGUUGAUGCACCAUCUAGCGCACCGACAGAGCUCACCGGGUCGGCCCCUGAACCCGAAACAGCAACGGAGGUUGAAACAGAAUCCAGUGCUUCGCAGGAUUCACGGCCCUUCCCUCGACCAUUCGAGUCGUUACGAGACUUUUAUGCCCGGACAUCAGAAGAGUGGCAGAGAUUGGUGCUCGAAAGCAAAAAGGGUGCAGCAGAUCAAUCUAUCAAAGAGCUUCGCAAAGCAGCAUUCGAGCAAGCGGAGGACAGAUGGUGGGACUGCCGAGAGGAGAUCCGUGAUUUGGAAGACGAGCAAGAGGCUGCUGGAAUUGGCGAGAUCGUCAAUAUAUCUGAUCGGGUCGGUGCAGCAGAGGGCGGAGCAGGCAGACGGCGUUGA